ACACUUAAUCGAUCGAGUGUAUCCAUACAGAGUAGUUAUUGUUUCCUUAAACAAAGAUUUGAAAUCUUGUUACUUAAACAUAUUUUGUGUCGCGCAUUAUAAGAGAUACAUAUAAAUUCGGGGAUAUAAUCCAAAUCUUCAUUUGAGGAAACAAUAUUCUCUCUCCAAUCUUUCUCCCUCUAUAAAUAAAUUCAUAAUCCACUCAACAUGCAAUUAUCUCAAUUAACUCUAAGGAAUUAUUCAUAAUUCUGCUUCACUAAUUUGAGUGUGAACUGACGUGGAUACUAAGAAUUUGAGUACGAUGGGGUGUGAGAAAGAAGAAAAUCCGUACAAACAAAGAUUGCUGGUGGUAGCUAAUCGGCUUCCAGUAUCGGCAGUAAGGAUGGGUGACGAUAAUUGGAAGCUAAAUAUUAGUGCAGGAGGGCUCGUUAGUUCUCUCCUGGGUUUGAAAGGUUUCGAGGUCAAAUGGAUAGGAUGGGCUGGGGUUAGUGUAACUGAUGAAGUUGGACAGAAAUCACUUACAAAAUCAUUGGCAAAAGAGAGGUGUAUACCAGUUUUUCUUGACGAGGAAACUAUUGAUCAAUAUUACAAUGGCUACUGCAACAAAAUCUUGUGGCCUAUGCUGCAUUAUCUGGGUCUUCCUCAGGAAGAUCGGCUUUCAACCACCCAGAGCACUCAGUCUCAAUUUGACAUGUAUAAGAAGGCAAAUCGUAUGUUUGCUGAUGUUGUCAAUAAGCAUUACCAACAGGGUGAUAUUGUGUGGUGCCAUGAUUAUCACUUAAUGUUUCUUCCACAAGUUUUAAAAGAAUUUAACACUCAAAUGACAGUUGGUUGGUUUCUGCACACACCUUUUCCGUCCUCUGAAAUACACAGGACAUUGCCAACUCGAUCAGAAUUACUCAGAUCUGUUCUUGCAGCUGACAUAGUUGGCUUUCAUACAUAUGACUAUGCGAGGCAUUUUGUUAGUGCCUGUACCAAGAUCCUGGGACUAGAAGGUACCCCUGAAGGAGUGGAAGAUCAAGGGAAACUUACUAGAGUUGCAACGUUCCCUAUCGGGAUAGAUGCAAGUCGAUUUAUACGAGCUCUUGACCUUCCUGAAGUGCAGGAAUACAUAACAGAUUUCAGGGAAAGGUUUGCUGGAAGAAAGUUAAUUUUAGGUGUCGAUCGCCUGGACAUGAUCAAAGGAAUCCCUCAAAAGUUGCUUGCUUUCGAAAAGUUCCUAGAAGAAAAUCCAGAUUGGUGUAGUAAAGUUGUCCUUUUGCAAAUUGCUGUGCCAACAAGAACUGAUGUUCCUGAAUAUCAGAAGCUUAAAAGUAAAGUCCAUGAAAUCGUUGGACGCGUCAAUGGAAGAUUCGGGACACUUACCUCUGUCCCUAUACAUCAUUUGGAUCGGUCUCUUGACUUCCAUGCAUUAUGUGGACUAUAUGCUCUUACUGAUGUUGCACUUGUGACAUCUCUAAGGGAUGGGAUGAAUUUGGUGAGUUACGAGUUUGUUGCUUGCCAAGCUUUGAAAAAAGGCGUUCUCAUUCUUAGUGAGUUUGCAGGUGCAGCACAGUCUCUGGGAGCUGGAGCUAUCUUAGUAAACCCCUGGAAUAUCCCAGAGGUUGCUUCUGCAAUAUCCUAUGCAUUAAAUAUGCCAAGUGAAGAAAGGGAAAAGAGGCACCAACUUAAUUUCAUGCAUGUGACAACUCAUACUGCCCAAGAGUGGGCAAAGAUGUUUGUAAGUGAGCUUGAUGAAACUGUUGUUGAAGCUCAACUACGCGCAACACAACUAUGGGCACAGCCAUCACUUCCUGUCAAUGUUGCAAUCGAGCAAUAUGUGAAAUCUGAUAACCGAUUGCUGAUUCUGGGAUUUAAUGGAACAUUGACAUCAAUAGAAAAUCCAAUAAUAAUAGAUGAUCAAAUUAUAGACUUGGGACUUAGUUUGCAUCCGGAUUUGCAUGAACCGUUGAGAAGGAUCAGCAGUGACCCUAACACAACUGUAGUUGUGCUCAGUGGAAGUGAAAAGCAUGUCCUGGACGAGAUCUUUGGCGGCUACAACAUGUGGCUGGCAGCUGAAAAUGGUAUAUUCCUACGUCAUCCAACUGGUGAUUGGAUGACGAUGAUGCCAGAAUUCUUGGGUAUGGAAUGGGUUGGAAGCAUUAAGCAUAUUCUUGAAUAUUUCACUAAGAGAACUCAUUAUUCUUUUCUGGAGCAACGUGAAACCUCGCUUAUCUGGAAUUAUCAAUUUGCAGAGGCCAAAUUUGCAAGGCACCAGGCGAAGGACAUGUUGUUACAUCUUUGGGAAGGUCAAGUUUGCAGUCCUACUGUUGAUGUUUAUCACGGUGCACAAUCUGUAGAGGUCCGAGCUGUUGGAGUAACAAAGGGAGCAUCAAUAGAUCGUAUACUGGCGAAAAUAGCUUACAAUAAAGUGAUGAAUGCACCCAUAAAUUAUGUCCUCUGCGUAGGGCACUUUCUUGGCAAGGAUGAAGACAUCUAUUCAUAUUUCGAGCCAGAGCCUCGUGUGAAACCUUUAAGGGGAUCAAGAAGUAAGGCAGUAGAUGCAGAAAUAUUGGCUUCUCCACGGAUUCAUACUGGGUUAAGAUCAUUGUUUAAAUCAGAUGAAAGUGGCAUUCAUCAUAGAGUUGCAAUAUGCUCAACUAUGGAGAACGUAGUAACAUAUGAGGGUACUACUGUAUUAGAUCUCAUAGGAGAGAACUACUUUUCUUGUGCAGUUGGGAAAAAACACUCAAAUGCACGCUAUGUUCAGGGGUCAUCAGAGGAUGUCGUUUUGCUACUAAAGGCGCUUGCUCAGGUCUCAUCACCAUAAUUUCAAUAACAUCUUAGGACUAUUAACAAUACUUGGAAAAGUUAGGACGUACUAGAUGUGAUAUAGUUUUAACAAUACUCGAGAAAUCAGGAUUAGAUAUGGUACAGUCUUAACAAAGUGAGGAUUCUUACACGAUAUCAAAUAUGAUACCUUAGGAUUUAGCAUAAUAAUGACCUUGCUGUUAACUUUCUCUGCUCUCCAACAGUCCAACUCUGAUGUUUUAUGUCAUAUCUCUUGCUCAUUCAGCUUCUAAUUUUAAUCACCAUUUCCUC
Spinacia oleracea (spinach) is the source of this 3081-nucleotide messenger RNA. RefSeq names its product alpha,alpha-trehalose-phosphate synthase [UDP-forming] 1. Gene Ontology annotation, cellular component: cytosol. Gene Ontology annotation, molecular function: trehalose-phosphatase activity; alpha,alpha-trehalose-phosphate synthase (UDP-forming) activity. Bases 302 to 2809 code for a protein of 835 amino acids. The record is from RefSeq and is a predicted model, not a curated record. Lineage: Eukaryota; Viridiplantae; Streptophyta; Magnoliopsida; Caryophyllales; Amaranthaceae. Gene Ontology annotation, biological process: trehalose biosynthetic process. The transcript has 18 exons.